Blepharisma stoltei is the source of this 339-nucleotide messenger RNA. The record is from the annotation of a GenBank genome assembly. Lineage: Eukaryota; Ciliophora; Heterotrichea; Heterotrichida; Blepharismidae.
AUGGGUUCCUUCACACGAGAUCUACUCCAUAAAGACUAUUUUUUUUUGGCCUAUUUUUUUUUUGGCCUAAUUUUUUUUUUGGCCUAUUUUUUUUUGGCCUAUUUUUUUUGGCCUAUUUCAUGACGACUAUUUUUUUUUGGCCUAAUUUUAUUUCGCCUAUUUUUUUUUGGCCUUUUUUUUUUGGCCUAUUUUUUUUUGCCUAUUUUUUUUUGGCCUAAUUUUUUUUGGCCUAUUUUUUUUUUAGCCUAUUUUUUUUUGGCCUAUUUUUUUUUGGCCUAUUUUAUUUUGACAUCUUUUUUUGGACUUUUUUUUGGCCAUUUUUUAGCUAUUUUUUACUAA